This is a messenger RNA of Hippocampus comes (tiger tail seahorse), 620 nucleotides long. RefSeq names its product gamma-crystallin M3-like. The record is from RefSeq and is a predicted model, not a curated record. Bases 23 to 562 code for a protein of 179 amino acids. Gene Ontology annotation, biological process: lens development in camera-type eye; visual perception. Gene Ontology annotation, molecular function: structural constituent of eye lens. The transcript is spliced from 3 exons. Lineage: Eukaryota; Metazoa; Chordata; Actinopteri; Syngnathiformes; Syngnathidae.
AGGGAUAGGAUUAGACAUCAGCAUGGGCAGAAUCAUCUUCUAUGAGGACAGAAACUUCCAAGGUCGCUCCUAUGAAACCAGCAGCGACUGCGCCGAGUUGACCUCCUUCCUGAGCCGCUGCAACUCAUGCCGGGUGGAGAGCGGUUGCUUCAUGGUCUAUGAGCGCUCUAAUUUUAUAGGCCACCAGGUGCUGGUCCGCAGAGGAGAGUACCCCGACAACCAGCGCCUUAUGGGAAUCAGCAUGAGCGACUGCAUCCGUUCCUGCCGUAUGAUCCCCAUGCACCGAGGUCCAUUCAGGAUGAAGAUAUUUGAGAGAGAGAAUUUUGGAGGCCAGAUGAACGAGUUGCUUGAUGAUUGCGACAACAUCCUGGACACCCUGCGCAUGUCAGACUGCCUGUCUGCUCAGGUGUUGGAGGGCCACUGGCUGCUGUAUGAGCAGCCCCAAUUCAGGGGCAGAAUGCUAUACCUUAGACCAGGGGAGUACAGGAGCGUGAGAGAAAUGGGGACGGGUCCGGUUGACAUGAGGAUUGCGUCUAUCAGACGCAUCAUGGAAACAUGUUAAGAGGCUCCUACUUUGAAAAUGUAACAAUUCAUAUCAAUAAAUGGUUCAUAACUUAUAA